Messenger RNA from Corticium candelabrum, 1582 nucleotides. RefSeq lists its product as uncharacterized. Gene Ontology annotation, molecular function: protein binding. The transcript has 9 exons. Lineage: Eukaryota; Metazoa; Porifera; Homoscleromorpha; Homosclerophorida; Plakinidae. The record is from RefSeq and is a predicted model, not a curated record. The coding region runs from base 54 to 1430 and encodes 458 amino acids.
ACUAAAUUUGUCAAAUUCCGACGACUUUUGACGGCUCGUCGACGUUCCUAGCGAUGGAAGAUGAAGGUAAGCAAGAAGUACCGUCAACUGAGCAAUCAAGUGCGACCACAAACGCACCGGAAACCGGAAGUGCCACUUCUCCUGCUAAUGAAAGAAUCCGCAGCGUCAAACUAAACGUUCCGGGUGACAACAAUGACGUACACGAGUAUGUACUCGAAGAUGCCGGGGAAGGAGAGAAGAUUACGUCGACGCGGAGGGCGCUUGUCGGUCAAUUUGCUGUCGUGCGGUCGUCAACAGCGAAGAAGACAAAGAGAAAGACUUUGAGGCGCACAAAGAGGGCGGAGAAACGAGGAAGCGAGAUUUCCAAUGCCACGCCUACUGGGUAUCUGAAGGAGGAUGCGGAUGUGUUGACCAUUUUGGAUCAUAUGAGGAAGGAUGUGAAGGAUGCUCCGUUGCAGUUGAGGUGUCUGCUUGCAAUUGAGAGGCUUGUUGAGACUGAAGCUGCUAACAGAGACGUAGUAGCACAGAAUGGCGGAAUUGAGUUGAUCCUAGAGGCAGCAAACAACUGCAAGUCAAACAAAGACGUACAAGGAUCAGCAUGCUGGGUGCUCUCCAAUCUCUGCAGAAACAAGGAUUUAAAUUCGAGAUUAGUUGAGAAAGGCUGCAUUGAUAUUGUAAUGCAAGUGUUCACUGAACAUUCGGCAAUCGAACGUGUUCAACAUGCGUGUCUGGCCGUGAUCUGCAAUCUUGCACUGAAUGUGGAUACACUGAAGAAAUUGGUUGCGGCUGAUGUCGUGCCGAAUGUGACGAGGACAAUACGAGACUUUCCAGAGAACGAGUGGAUUCAGUUCACGGCAGUUCAGGUUCUUCAGAACACAGCUAAUGUUGCUGAUUUAUGUGCCAAGUUGAUGGAGGCAAACAUCAUGUCUGCUGUGUUGCAGUCCAUGGAUGCAUGCAACGAUCACGAUGAGCUUCUCCAAUCUUCUUUAUGGAUCUUUUCAUCUCUUGCUUUCAACGGCCAAGAUGAGACUCGUGUUGCACUACUGGAGUGCGGUGUUCUCCCCUCCAUCAUUCGUGCUAUGAAAGACUGUGAAGGUCAUCACGGAGUUUUCUUCACCGGCUGCUCCGCCAUCGCCAAUCUUGCACGAACAGGAGAUAUAGUUGAUACUAUUGUGAAGUCUGAAGCUGUUCCUUUACUUCUUAAUGUUCUACAACAAUGUCUAAACGAUGCCAGUGUACUUCGUACCGGAUGUCGAGCACUCGUUCUGCUUCUGGAAAGCAAUGAUGCUCACAAACAGUGCAAGCAACAUGGAGCAUCGAAGCUGCUCAAGAAGAUUCUGGAUGAAAAUACUGAAGAACCUGUUGCUAUGGAGGCCAAACAAGCAUUGAAGCUUUUGAAAACGAAAGGCGGUGGAUGCAUAGUCAUGUGAUCCUUGCAGUGCACUGCAAUUGGACAUUUUGAGAAUGUGAUGAAGUAAAUAAGUGAGCUGAUCUAAUUGACAUUGACUGCUAGUUUUUGUGCCGACAUAUAAGUUGAAUGUAAUUGAAGGUUUGUGAUUAAUUGAUUGCAUAUUUGUAUUGA